AUGUCGCCACGUCGGAUGGGAGAGUGGCGCCAGCCUCACAGGCGCCACACAAGGAUCUCCAGUUUCACCGAGUUCAAACUUGACUACCCAGAGAUCAAGAGCCACAUUCUUGGCAACCCCGUCUACAAAAGCAUCUCCGCCGGGAGUUACAGCUGGAAGGUAGAAUGCUGCUACAUGGACGACGUCGAGGACGAUAUCCUUGAUGUCCACUUCUCCGUGUACAGCAAAUUCAAUACCUUCCAUGGCUUCAUCGAUGUCUUCCUGCUGCGCAGAGGUUGCCUGGAGUCGCGCUAUGUCAAAAAUGGCGUGAUCACGCUUAUCUGUGGUGUCAUAGCUUUGCCCGCGAACUCCAUUACUGUGCCGGCGUCGAACAUAAGCGACCAUUUCGGAAGCCUGCUGGGAUGUUCCGACGGUUCAGAUGUCUCCUUCUCGGUCGGCGGCGAGAUGUUCCGAGCUCACCGAGCUGUGCUUGCUGCUCGCUCGCCGGUGUUCAAGUCAGAGCUCUUCGGCUCCAUGGUAGAGGCUACCACGCCGUGCAUCACACUGGACGACAUUGACCCAGCAGCUUUUAAAGCUAUGCUUGGGUUCAUCUACACAGACAGACUGUCUGUAGACUGGGAUCCCGAAACCUUUAUGCCAGAACCCCAACAGUUUGAGCAUCUACUUGCAGCGGCAGACAGGUAUGACUUGAGCAGAUUGAAGCUCAUGUGUGCUCAGGAGCUUUGGGAUAAAGUAUCGGUUGAAACGGUGGCGACAACCUUAGGUCAUGCUGAGAUGCACAGCUGCCCGGAGCUGAAGAGUAGGUGCCUGGACUUCUUCAUGACGGGGAAGAACUUCAAGAGAAUUGUGCUUACUGAGGGCUACCUGUGGCUGAUGCAACACUUCCCCUCGGUUAUCGACGAGAUCAAGGCACGGGUUGACACCCUAAUGUGCUACUAUAUCUCACACACUACUGGUAAUCAAAAUAUUGUCUGUUAUAGCGAUCUGAGAUUUCCGUAG
Lolium rigidum is the source of this 999-nucleotide messenger RNA. RefSeq names its product BTB/POZ and MATH domain-containing protein 1-like. The record is from RefSeq and is a predicted model, not a curated record. NCBI's taxonomy places the organism in Eukaryota, Viridiplantae, Streptophyta, Magnoliopsida, Poales, Poaceae. Gene Ontology annotation, biological process: protein ubiquitination. The coding region runs from base 1 to 999 and encodes 332 amino acids. The transcript is spliced from 3 exons. Gene Ontology annotation, molecular function: protein binding.